CCUACACGUCUCCUUAGUCGCGACGGAGAACUAACUGAUGUACUGAGCUCGAAAAAAAAAAAAGGGCUGUGAACUGCUGAAAGAUUGAAAAUUUCUUUCCAUUUCUGGCAAAUAAUUGCAGAUGUUUUCUCUGCGAUUCUCUUUUCGUUCUUUACCAUUUAAGGAAAUCCUAACUCCUUUCUCUGUAGUCUUUCCGCAAAUCCUCUCUUCUUCUUCCUCCCUUGGAAAAACCCCUAGAAAUGUCCUGCCUUCCUCGAGGAGAUCGAUCCAGGAGAUCCCACCGUCUGCUUCUAGAUUUGAAAGUCCAUCAACGGCAUUGGAUGGAAACACGUCUUCUUUCUCAGGGGUUGAGGAUGCCUUGCUUGGCUUUAUCUGUGGCAAGAGAAAGGUGACAGAGGUGGCUCACUCAGUAUGGAAACAUGUCAUCUGCAAAGGAGAUACAGUGGUAGAUGCUACCUGUGGCAAUGGUCAUGACACCUUGGCUCUGCUGAAAAUGGUAGCUGAUGAGUCAGGGAAGGGUUGUGUUUAUGGGAUGGACAUUCAGAAUUCUGCUCUGGAGAAUACUUCCUCUUUACUGGAUGAAUCAGUCGACCCAAAGGAGAAGGAGCUGGUUAAACUCUUCCUUCUCUGUCAUAGCAGAAUGGAGGAUGUAAUUCCCGAAGGCACCUCUGUUAGGCUUGUAGCGUUCAACUUGGGUUACCUUCCGGGAGGCGACAAGGCGAUCAUUACAACAUCAAGAACGACAUUGCUGGCAUUGGAGGCUGCAAGUAGAAUUCUAGGAUCUGGAGGACUCAUCAGUGCAAUGGUUUAUGUGGGCCAUCCUGGUGGAAGGGAGGAAUUGGAGACUGUUCGAGCUUUUGCUUCCAGAUUACCAGUCGAUGCCUGGGUCUGCUGCAAGUUUGAGAUGCUGAACCGGCCAAACAGUCCGGUCCUUGUUUUCUUGAUCAAGAAGUGAAAUGCAAGUGGGAAAAGAAGCUGAAAGAUCUGCACCUUUGAAAUGGGGGUGGAUUGCUUCAUUUUCCUUCAGUGCCGGAUCGAUCUGUCCCACUUUACUGGCUUGGCGUAUCAACAGGUACUGCAAGGCAUAUCCUGCUAAUUUUUUUAAGUGUUUUUUGGGCGCGUUUGGGUAAUGCAAAAAUUGUAAUUUACCUGGUAUUUUCCAAGAUGGAUAUUUUUGUAGUUUCAUUUUAAA
Magnolia sinica is the source of this 1192-nucleotide messenger RNA. RefSeq lists its product as uncharacterized. The transcript has 6 exons. The record is from RefSeq and is a predicted model, not a curated record. Lineage: Eukaryota; Viridiplantae; Streptophyta; Magnoliopsida; Magnoliales; Magnoliaceae. Bases 122 to 955 code for a protein of 277 amino acids.